UAGCCGCGAGAAUUAACACGUAGUUUGGUAGCCCUGCUUUGUGGUUGCUGCCGAUCAUAGCUGAUGGAAUGUGUCGAAAUAUAACAUUUUACUGUUGACAGGUUCUCAUGGCGACGGAAAAGACAGAUAUUGUAGCGGCCAGGGUUAUAAAAGUGGAUCAGAUCAAAGAAGAGCCAGAAGAGAAGAAAGAAGACUAUUGCUGGAAUUCCAUUGCAAAAGAUGAACCCAAAGCCUUACAGCAUUCUGUCAAAGAAGAAGACGAUGUUGAUGAGGUGUUGGACCCUCCACUUGCUGUGUAUGUUCAGCCAAUGGAGGAGCAGCAAGGAGGCUGUAUUGAAGAGACGAAGGAUCCUCUUGCAUCCUGCUGUGAUGGUGCUUCUAUUGCCACAAUAAAACAAGAGAGCACUUUGUGUUCCCCAGUAGAUGAGAGUUAUUCAUCAGAGAAAACCACUAUCCAGACACAAGAAAACCAAAGUGCAGACUUGGUUUGCAUCCCUAGGAGUAGCUCCAGCAACUAUGACCACAAUAAUGCACACCACAAGGACGCGCUUCCAAACUCGACCAUGUAUAAAGGCAACCAUUUUAAGUGUUCCAUUUGCAGUAAGAUGUUCAGCAGAAAGGGGACGUUGCAUAGGCACGUGCGCACCCACACUGGUGAGAAACCUUUCCAGUGUUCCGUCUGUGAGAAGACCUUCACUUUAAAAGGGACCUUGAAUGAACAUAUGCGCACACACACUGGUGAGAAACCUUUCCACUGUUCUAUCUGUGAGAAGACCUUCAAUCAAAAAGGAACAUUGGAUAUGCACAUGCGCACCCACACUGGUGAGAAACCUUUCCAAUGUUCCGUUUGUGAGAAGACCUUCAACCAAAAAGGAAACUUGGAUAAACAUAUGCGCACUCACACUGGUGAGAAACCGUUCCAGUGUUCCAUCUGUGAGAAGACCUUUACUGUAAAAGGAACCUUGGAUAGGCACAUGCGCACCCACACUGGUGAGAAACCUUUCCAGUGUUCAGUCUGUGAGAAGACCUUUGCUGAAAAACAAAAUUUAAGUGAGCACAUGCGCACCCACACUGGUGAGAAACCUUUCCAGUGUUCUAUCUGCGAGAAGACCUUCACUGUAAAAGGGACCUUGAAUGAUCACAUGCGCAUCCACACUGGUGAGAAACCUUUCUACUGUUCCAUAUGUGAGAAGACGUUCAAUCGAAAACGAAUAUUGGAUAAGCACGUACUCACUCACACUGGUGAGAAACCUUUCCAGUGUUCCAUCUGUGAGAAGACCUUUGCAGUAAAAGGGACCUUGAAUGAGCACAUGCGCACUCACACUGGCGAGAAGCCUUUCCAGUGUUCCAUCUGUGGGAAGUUCUUCACUGUAAGAUCGAACUUGAAUGAGCACAUCCGCACUCACACUGGAGAGAAACCUUUCCGGUGUUCCAUCUGUGAGAAGACCUUCAUUCGAAGAGGAACAUUGAAUGAGCACAUGUGUACCCACACUGGUAAUAAACCAUUUCAGUGUAACGUCUGUGAGAAUACCUUCAAUCGAAAAGGAAGGUUGAAUGAGCAUAUGCGCACCCACACUGGUGAGAAACCUUUCCAGUGUUCCAUCUGUGAGAAGAUCUUCGCUCAAAAAGGAAGCUUGAAUGAGCACAUUCGCUCUCACACUGGUGAUAAACCGUUUCUGUUUUCUAAGAGGGCUCACUAAAUGGGCCAUUAGAAUAUUACUUCAUUUCGUGUAUUCCUGGUGAAAAACAAAAUUAUUAUAUUAUUGGUGAUUUUAAUAUAGUUAUUCUGAGGAAUAAUAAUAUUUUUCUUUGGUGUAUUAUUUCAUAAAUUUGGUUAUAUUUCGUAUAUUAAAGUACCGAUAGUAUGUGGGUCACAAUUUCUUGUAUUGAUUUCUUCGGCGAAGUUGAUAUAGGUAUGUUUCACCUGUUAUAAUAUAGAUUUGACUUGCCCUUUUGCCACAAUUCCUUUUCUUAAUAGUACUUUUAGAACACCUUAUAGCAUUAUAAAAAACCGUAUACAGAAUAAUAAAUGUCAAUUAACACAAAAUUUGAAAUAGCUGAUUGGAUUGGUGUUUCUGAAGAGGAUAACAUGAUGUUCCUCUAUCCGUUUUUCAUAAAUAGGAUACAAAAUGCAAUCAACUUAUCAAAAUUUGUAACUAUUUUCUCUCAUAAAAAUGUGUUAACGAAGAAACUGAUAAAUCUGUAUAAAAUGUAAAUCGCCUCUAUAACUUAACUAAAGAAUUGUGACUUGUUUGUCAUUUAUUAAAAAGCUAUAAAUUAUUACCAUGAACAUAUUCUCAUUAAGUAUCUGGUAAUGUUAAAACAUUUUCAGGAAUGUAUAAACCUUCGUGUGAGCAAUGAUCAGAUAAAUUACUUACACUAACGACAUAUGAUGAAAAUAAACUUAUUGAUAUUGACUCUAGUAUAGCUAAUGUUUUUAAUGUUUUGUGUAAUCGUUGGUUCAACCGUGACCCAGGAAUUUGAUUGCACUAGGAAAUGUAUAUCUCCAUAAUCAGUCCCCUGUUGGUUCUGUUAGUUACACCUACCUCUGGAAAGUAAAUAUUAUUUAUUAUUGAUAGCAUGUGUACUAAAAAGUCGGCUUGAGUAGAUGGUAUCUUGAUUGCCGUAAUUAAACGUUUGCCUGUUUUGUAAAUUUUAAUUUUAGUAAUUUUUCUAAAUGUGUGUAUUUAAAAUACGAUCCUAUCUUUAUUGUCAAAAUUUAAUAUCAUUAAUUCAUUUCCCGCCCACGGGAACUUGCCCUCAGCGACCCUAUGACCGCUGUGCCCUUAAACGAUGUUGAGGGGACUGUAUGAUUUUGUUUCGUGGAAAACAAGUCUAUAGUCAUGAGGUUUCUCAUAUGGUCGCAGAGUAUUCACAGAGUGCGUGUCUAGGACUACUUCCAAUUGCACAUUGGAAGGAGACAGGUAUUUUUACAACAAUACGUUUAUUUUUUACACAGCCACUGGCACAAUUAUACAAUUUACGUUAAUUGGGAUUGAGUUAUUUUUAGAAUACACUUCACUUGGCACAUGUGAUGUGCGCUGUGAUGAAGUAAAGUAAAUAACUGUGCUCAGUGAGAAUUUUAGGAGAGCAUUACUGAAUGUACUUCGAGAAAAGUUCUCCUAGUUUUCUGUCAAAUGUUUAAACUUUUUUUUUGUAAAAUUUCUUGCAAAUACAAUAUCAAGCAUGCUGACGUGAAAAUUUGGCCGAAUCACUGCCGAUAACGAAAAUAUUGGCAUGGGUAAAGCACUCACGAAAACUAGAUCUGGGGUUUACAGUGCAAUUAAGUCUUGUCCUCCUCCACUUUUAUAGAAGAUCGGGAUUUCACUUGCCUUGACAUAUUCGGUUCUCUUUCAUUUGGUGCGGCCGCAUGUCGUUCAGCGGUCAGGAAUAGUUUAUAUUAUAUGAUUUUUAUUACCAAAUCUAACAAGACAGUCUUCACUAUGCGAAUAUUGGCAAAGAGUGCAGCGUUGUUGUGUAUCUGUUAAACGUUUCGCUGCGUGUGCUACUGGUUUCCCAUUCUCGAGAACAACUGCGUCCAUUCCGUCCUUUGAACUAUCUACCGACAAAGUUAUCGGUUUCUUUUCAUUAUAGAAUUGUAAAACGGGACUGGUUGAAAGAACUUUUAACUGUAUGAAUUCUUUCUGGUGGGCGUAUGUCCACAGAUUGAGUAUAUACUUAGAUAAAUAUGUAAUCAUUCCCAAAAUUCUGCUGAGUUCCGCGACAUUCUUUGGUGUUGGUAUCUGUUCUAUUGCUUCCACUUUGUCAAUAUCAGCUUUAAUACCAUCGACAGAAAUAACAUGUCCCAUGUACUUGACCCGACUACUACAGUGCUGUAUCUUGUUUGGACUAAAUCUUACUCUUUUUCUAGCUCAUACUACCAUAAUUAGAAAUAUCAAACUGGCAUUGAUUGAGAUUUUUUGAUAUAUCUAAUUUUUGAAAAAUAAACUUUGGAAUUACAUUAACAUAUGCUUCCGCCUCGAGUUUAAAUUUAAGUGUCUUAUUACAAUCAAGAAUUUUUAGCGUGGUAAACCAAUUGUUUUCUAAUUUUAAAUAAUUAAUUUCAAUUCCGCCAAGAACAUACAUUCAUCAUUUCCAUUUUCUAUAGCAUUUACAAAUUUUAAACGACAUUUUUUUGCAAAAUGACCUAUUUUUUACAUUCAAGCAUUCCUUACCGCUUGCCGGAAAAAGUUUUUUGUAUGAUACAAACCGCAUCGUUGGCAACCUGAUCUCGAUGAUGUUGGUUGUUGGCUCUUUUGUCAUGUUGGCUGUACUGAUUUCUUGAAGCAUUUUGCGUACCUCCUGAUCGUUGUUGUGUGUGUCCUUGUUGAAUUGUUUGAGCACCUGGUUUCUUCUUUGGUUGCAACUGCUUUCGAACUGCAUUUACCGACACCUUGUUGGUAUUGUCCGUCAUUGUCUUUAUGUGAGUCUGCUUCCUCUGCGACUUUGCAAAUUUUGAUUGUCUUAUCUAACGUGAGGUUUAUUUCGCAAAGAACCCUCUCCUUAACCCUUUGCUCGUGAACACUCACGAUUCGAACUUGGAUCAAACGAUAUUUAAGAUUGCCGAAAUUACAGUACGCGGUUGAUCCGGAGUUUAGGGUGGCACGGUUUCUUUGGUUUAUGGAUUCGGUUUACUAAAGGGGAAUCGACUCACCGAACUGAAUCCUUGUUUAUUAUUCGCGUGUUGUAAUGUUCAUUAUGUUAUCGCAAAUAUAAUUUCUAUUUCACAAUUACGUGCUACUUAAACUUUGAUUACUACUCAAAGCCAAUAUUUUAUUACUAAAAAAAGCAACUUGUCUUCACUUUUGUAUACGCUGUAGAUUCCAGUGUAUUUCACUAACACUUUCUACUUAAACUUUUAUUAUUGGGGGCUAUCGACCCCCCCCCCGAUUUUAAUAAUGUAAAAUCAACCGUCUUUUUUACAAACAAAUACUAUAUGUUAAAGAUAGCACUAUUUUAUAAGAAAAAAAUCAACUCACAUAAUCGCUGAAAUUAUAGAACUUUUUUAGUAUUAAAAAUACUAUAGGAGUAAAAUUAGUGUAACGGCUCUGCACUAAUUAUGUAGAACAUCCUUAUAAUACGAAAAACUACAAUGAUUCAUCAACGUAUCUCCAAAUCUACUUAUAUCUGAAAAAAUGCACUCUCUUUACUUUUAUGAACCGAAGUUGAGUAAAUUAAUAAAGACUCCUCUCAAACGAAGAAUCUUUUCACAUUGACAUUUUCACUCCAUGACCAUUCUCGCCUCUGAUCCUACAAAUCCACUUAUAACAAUCUGUUCUAUCCUCUCAGUAAAUUUCAUAUUCUAGCAUAUCAUACAUUACAUACACUCGAGACGCAAGCAAACCCACUUUCUGACACCAUUGGAUGACAUUCAAACUUCCUCCCGGCGCAAAUCAUAAAUAAAUCCUGAUUUCAUACCUUCAAUCUCUGUAGAUACACAAAACUAUUAAAAGACAACUUGAAAUGCGAAAAAAAAAACGCAAGUCCACGCCAACAAAUUCUGUAGAAGCUUAUACAACAAUUUAUGAAGUAAAUUUUGUUGUCAUAGUAACAACUAAAUGUGUUAUUAGGAGGCUGUUUAAUUAAUAAAUCAAGUCUAUAUUUAAGUUCAAUCAGCGAGCAAAAAUCUUAUUUUGAGCUUAGUUUUUUUAUGAGUGUUAUGAAAUGUAAUUUUAAAUGUGAAUUGAAAUUUACAAUGUGUCGUCAAAUGUUAUAGUGUUGAAAAAGUGUUUCGUAAUAGCAAAAUGUAUAGCUUCAUAUAGCACCGGUUCGUAGUCAUAUUGUGUAUAUUUUAUGCUUUGACUGAAGAAAAUUAAUCAAUGCCAUCAAAAUUAUUCUCUAGUGAAAAAGCGAACCGCGCAACAUAGAGUAGAGAUAUCUCUCCUCUAUGCCGCGCAACUAUAAUCUUGUGAAUCACGAGAAAUAGUGAAUCAAAGGAACCGUGCCACUUAAACUCCGGAUCAACCCAGCUCGCUGCAAACUUUCUCAGUUCUGUAAGAUACUGAUCAAAACAUUCAUUUAAACCUUGCACACGCGUAUUAAUCUUGACUUCGACACUUCUAUUUUUUGUGGUAAAAGAAAUCCAAUUUACUCAACGGUUUCUUUGCUUCUUUAGUCAAUGUUAAAGGGUUGAAAAUAUCGGCGACACAUUCACCAGCACAAUGCAACAAAACAACUGCAAGUUCGAUUUCUUCAUCCUUUUUGUUGGUGCCCGUUACAACACAAUAUACCUGGAAACUGUUUAUGAAUUUUUGCCUGUUGAUUCCAAGAUCACCUUUCAUGGCCAUCGGCUUAAGAAACUUAAGCGAUUCAAUUGUUUGCCUGUAUGUUCUUUGUUCGAAUUAUCUGUCUUAUUGGCAUUGAAUUAUAUCAGACUUUUUAUUUUGUUGAUUUUGCAUUCGAAACUGUAGUUAAGAACUUACCGUACUUACGACUGCUCCAUGUUAUGAUUAAACAAACCCUUGUUUCUUUAAUACAAUGUAAAAUGUCUAUUGAGAAAACCAGUACAUACCUUAUGUUGACUUGUUACAUGUGUACUGAGCUUUGGACUAUUGCGCAGUACGGCGACUCCGUGUAAUAUUGCUAUUGCUGAACUAACAUACAUCAACCCCAAGCUCUCAGUCUCGCUUACG
Gryllus bimaculatus (two-spotted cricket) is the source of this 6632-nucleotide messenger RNA. NCBI's taxonomy places the organism in Eukaryota, Metazoa, Arthropoda, Insecta, Orthoptera, Gryllidae. The record is from the annotation of a GenBank genome assembly.